AUGAAUAAUGCGGACAAGAUCAGUCAAAAAUCUGCAUCUAACUCAACACUUCAUAUUGUCAUUGUGGGAGCCGGCGUUGCUGGUCUAACUUGUGCUAGACAUUUAACACAUUCACUCAAGAAACGACCGCAUAAAAUCACAGUACUUGAAGCACGUGACCGAGUCGGUGGUCGAACAUUGAGUUUGCCUGAGCUCAAUCUUGAUUUGGGCGCAUCAUGGAUCUUUUCAUCUCAUGCUGCAGCACUCUCACUUGUACGUGAACUCAAUAUCAGUACAAUCGAUCAAUACGAAAAUGGAGUGUCACUCAUUAGUACCGGAAAUGGUGGUAUUCAACGCAUGGUCUUGAAUGACAUUCACAACGGAGCGAAACGUCUUAAAGGUGGAACAAGUAGUUUGUGUGCUGCAAUGCUCACUGAAUUAACUACAAAAAAUCAAACAACAGUUACUGUAGAACUUAACUCCUUGGUUAUGUCUAUUGCGUACGAAACUAACAAAACUAUUAAUGUAAAACUGCGUAACAAGAGCUCAAUAUUAGCUGAUUAUGUGGUACUAGCUCUACCGCCCAAACUAUUAAUGUCGACUAUACACAUAACGCCAGAAUUACCACAGUCACUCAUCGAGCAGCUCAAUGACUGUGAUACAUGGAUGGCAUCAACAUGUAAAGCUAUUCUACAGUACGAUCGUGCAUGGUGGAAAGACCAAAAGUUGAGUGGAUUUGCUAUUUCACGUCAUAGCAAAGCUCAAGAGUGGCACGAUGCCAGUAGUGAUAGUUGCAAUGCUCUCUUUGUUUUCUGUUUGGCUGGUACAACCAAGCAACAGGUGAUUGAUGCUACUGUCAAAAUAUUUGGUAAUGAGGCAAUGAAUCCAACAGCUAUAUACAUGACCGAUUGGAGUAGUGAAGUAUUCACAUCAUUUUCAACAAAUAACAGUAUCGGUGGCCAUUCAUAUGCAAGUAAUCUAUGUAGACAGCCACAAUGGAAUGGUCGAUUGUGGUUAGGCAAUAGUGAAGUGAGCAAUAGUCACGGUGGUUUCCUUGAAGGUGCUGUUCGAAGAGGCACACAAGUGGCUGAUCAACUAGCAGAAUUGGUUAUUGCGAAGUGA
This is a messenger RNA of Rotaria sp. Silwood2, 1101 nucleotides long. NCBI's taxonomy places the organism in Eukaryota, Metazoa, Rotifera, Eurotatoria, Philodinida, Philodinidae. The record is from the annotation of a GenBank genome assembly.